Molecule: messenger RNA, 1221 nt
Organism: Drosophila pseudoobscura
Lineage: Eukaryota; Metazoa; Arthropoda; Insecta; Diptera; Drosophilidae
Product: tigger transposable element-derived protein 2-like
Exons: 2
Coding region: 317-1168 (283 amino acids)
Cellular component (GO): nucleus
Molecular function (GO): DNA binding
Source: RefSeq, a predicted model, not a curated record
UUGUCCCAUUUAUCAAAAAAAAAAAACACAUACCACUCACAAACAGCUGGACAGCAAAAGAAAACCAGAAAGAGCAUAAAGAGAAUACGUACAGAUUGCUUUCUCUUUCGUUUUUUGUCUAUAUCCACACAUACACGCAUAUUUACAGUUGAGAGUAAUUGCAAAGUUUGUGUGCAAUUCCCUUUUUGUGGAAAUUUAAGAGAAUUCUCUCUUUGCAAUAAAAAUGCGUUAGUAUCUGGUGAACACUCAAUGCAGUCGGACGAGUUGGACACAGAAAUUAUUCCAAUUUUAAGGCACUAACGCAUAAAAGAACAAAAUGCCGAAAACUAGAAAUAAAAAACUAAAACGCAAAGCCAUUUCUUUGGGAACCAAAAUUGAAAUUUUAGAUCGCCUUCGCAAUGGAGAAGGCUCCACAUUUCUGGGUAAAAUAUACGGCCUAAACGAAGCCACCAUAAGAACUAUAAAAAGAAAUGAGAAUUCCAUUCGGCAAUCGGUGAUUUCUGGAACGGAACUAUCGGCCAAGUUUUCAUCGUACACCAGAGAUGCCACCAAAGAAAAAAUGGAAAAGGCACUCGUAAUAUGGCUCGAGAACAAUGCAAAGAAACGGAUCUCCGUAGACGGAAACGAUAUCAAAGAGCAGGCAUUGAGGUUCUAUAAAAUGAUAAAGGACGAACAACCGUCCACCUCUACACAAUCCACUCAUGAGAAGACCUACCUAUUUUCUGCCAGCACAGGAUGGUUGACGGGAUUCCUCCAAAGGCAUGCGCUUCAGACCAUCAAAAUCAAGGGCGGAAUUGCCUCUGAGGAACAGAAAGCCGCAAGUUCCAUAGAAUUUCCCAUAAAACUUCAGAAAAUAAUUGCCGAUGGACUUGAACUUACAACUAAAUUGGGAUACCAUUUCGUCACAGACGAUCCCGAUUUCGAACGGGCUGCACAGCUCCACCGCGAGCUGGGCUCCUGUUUGGGUCGUUACAGAGAACUAUACGAAGAGGUGGAAACAAUUGGCCAACAACGGCACAUAGCAGAGUUCACUGUUCACAAUGUAGACGCCGAUCGAGCAGGAGAAAGUCCUGUGCAGGACUAUUCCAACGAUGAUAGUGAUAGUGAUCCUAUAGGCAUUCGAAGCAAGCGAAGUCGAUUAACUGAUGAUGAUGACGAUUAUGUUUAGGAUUAUAAUUUGUAGCUUAAAAAUUUAAUAACCCUUUUGUUUUGUUAGCAACA